AGGGGGGGCCACUUCGGGGCUGGGACCUGGCGCCUCGGUCCGGUCCGCCCGCAGGGCGGGGCGGAGCCUUUGAGGCCCGAUAAAGGGGCUCCACCCUCCUCCCCUGUGGCUGUCCAGUCGGCCUCUUCUCGGCCCCAUGACCAGCACGUCUCGGUCCAGUCGUUCCCACCCAGGAUUCAAGGAAGUGAUUCAGUCCUCCCUCUCCUCUGAGGCCCAGGCUCAGUUCAUCCCUGUCCAAACUGACCCCCAGAAGGACUGGGGAAGCCCGAGGGCAGCGAAGCAAGCGGGCCGGCCGAAUCACCGCUCAGCCCAGGAACUUGACAGCAGACGGUUCUCCGGUCAGAACUUUGCUAACGUUGGACUCAGAUCCCGACACCCCAGGACCCAGGACCAUGGAAGAGCAUUUGGGAACCACGACCCCCGAGAUUAGAGGAAUUAAGGACGCAAAAGGUGACCUGGGAGCUUUUUGGACAGACAAGUCUGGUGCCCAAAAGAUGGGGAGCCCAAGAUGGGGAAUCUUAGAAGACCCGGUGCCUGGGAACAAUCCAGACUGUGAGAACCCAGAGAACACAAAGAAUGAGCCAAACAAUGGAAUCCCAGAAGAUCCUGGACAGCUGAUGGCUGCCUAUGAGGGCACAACCAUGGGCCACCAAGUACCUCAGUUUGGUUGGCGAAUCUGCCUAGCUCAUGAAUUUCCUGAGAAGAGGAAACCUUUCAAUGCCAACAACGUCUCCAUGAGCAACAAAAUGAAGCACUUGGGCAUGGGUUUCAGGUAUCUUAAAUGGUGGUACCAGAAGACACAAGUGGAGAAAAAGACUCCAUUCAUAGACAUGUUAAAUUGCCUUCCCCUGAGACAAAUCUAUGGUUGUCCACUUGGUGGUAUUGGAGGUGGUACCAUCACUCGUGGCUGGAGGGGCCAGUUCUGUCGCUGGCAGCUCAACCCUGGGAUAUACCAACACCGAACAGUAAUAGCUGACCAGUUCACUGUAUGCCUGCGGCGGGGAGGACAGACUGUGUACCAGCAAGUCCUGUCCCUGGAGCGUCCCAGUGUCCUACGGAGCUGGAAUUGGGGCCUGUGUGGAUUCUUUGCUUUUUAUCAUGCACUCUACCCCCGAGCCUGGACUGUCUACCAGCUGCCUGGACAGCAAGUCACACUCACUUGUCGCCAGGUCACACCCAUUCUCCCCCAUGACUACCAGGACAGCAGCCUACCUGUGGGAGUCUUCGUGUGGGAUGUAGAGAAUAAUAGCGAUGAGGAUUUGGAUAUAUCUAUCAUGUUCUCUAUGAGGAAUGGCCUGGGAGGUGGACAUGAUAGCCCAGGAGGGCUGUGGAAUGAACCCUUCUGUUUAGAGCGUGAUGGAGAAAGUAUACAGGGGUUGCUGCUACAUCAUCCAAACCCCCCAAACCCAUACACAAUGGCCUUGGCAGCCCGACUCACAGCAAAUACCACGGUGACUCAUAUCACAGCCUUUGACCCUGAUGGCACUGGACAGAAGGUGUGGAGGGACUUGCUCCAAGAUGGACAAUUGGACUCCCCAACUGGCCACAGCCCCCCAACCCAGAAGGGACAAGGCAUAGGUGGAGCAGUGUGUGCAGGGACACAUUUGCCUCGGAGGGGCAGAUGCCAGCUGGAAUUUGCAUUGGCCUGGGACAUGCCCAAGGUUCUGUUUGGAGCAAGGGGCCAAGCCCACUACAGGAGAUACACUCGGUUCUUUGGCCAAGAAGGGAAUGCAGCUCCAGCCCUCUGUCAUUAUGCACUCAGCCAGUACAGAUCCUGGGAAGAGAGAAUUGAAGCAUGGCAGAACCCUGUGCUAGAGGACAGGUCCUUACCUGCCUGGUACAAGUCUGCACUUUUCAAUGAAUUAUACUUCUUGGCUGAUGGAGGUACUGUGUGGCUGGAGGUUCCAGCAGAAACGACCACAGAGGAAUUUGGAGGGAUACUGAACCAGCUUCAACCUACCCUGCAGGAAUAUGGACGUUUUGCCUAUCUUGAGGGACAGGAGUACCACAUGUACAACACGUAUGAUGUUCACUUCUAUGCCUCCUUUGCCCUCAUCAUGUUGUGGCCCAAACUUGAACUCAGCCUCCAGUAUGACAUGGCUGUAGCAACUCUGAGUGAAGACCUGACACGACGGAAAUAUCUGAUGAGUGGCGUGAUGGCUCCUGUGAAGAAGAAAAACGUGAUUCCCCAUGAUGUGGGGGACCCAGAUGAUGAGCCCUGGCUUCGUGUCAAUGCUUACCUAAUUCAUGAUACAGCUGAUUGGAAGGACCUGAACCUGAAGUUUGUGCUACAGAUUUAUCGGGAUUUUUACUUGACAGGCAAUGAGAGCUUCCUAAGGGAUAUGUGGCCUGUGUGCCAGGCCGUAAUGGAAUCUGAAAUGAAGUUUGACAAGGACCAAGAUGGCCUAAUCGAGAAUGGAGGCUAUCCAGACCAGACUUACGAUGGAUGGAUCACCACAGGACCCAGUGCCUACUGUGGGGGGCUGUGGCUAGCAGCUGUGGCUGUGAUGGUCCAAAUGGCUACCAUGUGUGGAACUCAAGAUAUCCAGGAGAAGUUCUUGUCCAUCCUGAGCCGAGGUCGGGAGGCUUACGAGAGGCUCCUCUGGAAUGGCCGUUACUAUAACUACGAUAGCAGCACUCAGCCACAGUCACGCAUUAUCAUGUCUGACCAGUGUGCUGGUCAGUGGUUCCUGAGAGCGUGUGGCCUAGGAGAGGGGGAUACUGAGGUUUUCCCUACUCCCCAUGUGAUUCGAGCUCUCCAGACAAUCUUUGAAGUGAACGUCCAGGGCUUUGCAGGCGGAGCCAUGGGGGCUGUGAAUGGUAUGCAGCCUGAUGGCAUCCCUGACACAUCUAGUGUCCAGUCUGAUGAGGUCUGGGUAGGUGUGGUCUACGGGCUUGCUGCUACCAUGAUCCAAGAGGGCCUGAUCCAGGAGGGUUUCCGUACAGCUGAAGGCUGCUACCGCACAGUGUGGGAACGUUUGGGGAUGGCAUUCCAGACACCGGAGGCAUAUUGCCAGCAUCGGGUAUUCCGUUCCCUUGCAUAUAUGCGACCACUCAGCAUCUGGGCCAUGCAGCUGGCCUUGCAACAGCGUGGCAGGGCCCCUGGGCAGGGCAUGGGACUGAUCAGACAGAAAAGUGGAGAGAGCACAGGAGCAACUGCUGGACAGAAAUCUGCACCAGCUGCUGGACUUAAUACCAAGCCUAAAGGCAGAGCAGACCUGGGACAGACGGGACUCCUAGAUGCUAUUUAGAGGAAGAGGAAGCUGGAGACACUGUUGUGCACCUUCCCUCUUCCCAUCUGCAAGCCUGAGCCAUCAGGACAAUCACCCACCACUCACUUCCCCCAGCAGAGCCAUGGGGGUGGGGGAUACAAGCACCACAAUCACUAUUUAUUUACCUUCCCUCCACUCCCCAAUCAUUUGUUGCAUGAAAUGCUUACAAAAAGAUCAGCUUUUCCCCUCCCCAUCCCAAUGCCCUGAGCCAGACUCUCUCAUCCUCAACUGGGUGAGGGAGUAGACCUCAAUAUACAAAUAAAAAACCCAAAAACCCA
Molecule: messenger RNA, 3550 nt
Organism: Gracilinanus agilis (Agile Gracile Mouse Opossum)
Lineage: Eukaryota; Metazoa; Chordata; Mammalia; Didelphimorphia; Didelphidae
Gene: GBA2
Product: glucosylceramidase beta 2
Exons: 17
Coding region: 393-3251 (952 amino acids)
Biological process (GO): carbohydrate metabolic process; glucosylceramide catabolic process; central nervous system development
Cellular component (GO): membrane
Molecular function (GO): beta-glucosidase activity; glucosylceramidase activity
Source: RefSeq, a predicted model, not a curated record